AUGUCUUACCUCAAAGACCUAGAGGGACUUGACCUCUCAGCUCCAUGCAACCACGAGACCUUUUUGAACGACACGCUCAAUGGUGAUCUUGCCGGGGCCGGUGCGACCUUCAAUACCACUCGUGCCUCCAGUCCCUCCAAAAACAAAGACGAAUCAUGGAUCGACGCCCGCAAUAUGCCAUGUACGGCCCACACUCCGAAUUCUCACGACGCCAGCCCCGUCAGUCCUCGGCGACAGCUAUAUGCUACUUCUCGACCGAGUCCCGCUGAACACGUGGAGAUCCACAGCUCAAGUACCAACCUUACCGUAGCUAUCAGUGGCAGCAACUUCCGUGUGAUUGCGGAGAAUGGCCGUCUCAUUAUUGAGCCUCUGCGAAAAAACCUGAGUGAAAAAUAUGACGUGGCCUCCAGCGCAAGGCUUCGAUAUGAACAGAGAGAACUGCUACGGUAUCAGCAUGUCAAGGAGCUAAACCCGGCGAGCCGCCUCAGACUGACCAAGCAGAAUCUUCUGCGCACGACCGUGCCUCGCUUUGGCCAGAAAGGUCUCUUGUGGAAGCUGGUGUGUCCUUUCGCAUAUGACGGGUUACAGAGAUUCGAUUCAUACCUUGUUCCACAAUUGCGCACCAUCAACAUUCGACCUCGGAAGUAUGAAAGUGGCUGGAUGAUACCCGAGACACUGAUCAUCGGCAGCACCCUACCAGUACUCACGAACGCGACGUCCAAGGUGGUCAAGGUUCUACAUGAGCUCAACGACAGUGCCGAGUUCCCGGGCCUAAAGGCUGAUUCAAUAAGUGCAACCGCCUGGUUCCCACAGUCCAAGGAACACAUCGAGAAGAACUGUCAGUUGUUCUGUACCGGCGAAGUACGUGUCAUGGUUUGCACACUCGACCACGCCGCCGAUCUGAUAGCAUUGGGAGUCGGGCAGGUAUGGUGGCUCAAUCUCAAAGCACAAGAGGAACUUUGGUCCAAGAUCGAGUCCUUUCUGAGUGAAGUGGAAGAUUGGGACGGCUUACUUCCAGAGUCUGUGGAGAUCACUGUCUGCUUGGGGCGGGAAGACAAGACGGAGGCCUCGAAGAUUCUCUCUUGGCUCCGCGAUAAGAUGCCCAAGCAUUACAUCAGAGGUAUGAAUGAAGUAGAGGAGCAAUUCCCAUCAUCGAUUCCCCUCUGA
Cyphellophora europaea CBS 101466 is the source of this 1167-nucleotide messenger RNA. RefSeq lists its product as uncharacterized. NCBI's taxonomy places the organism in Eukaryota, Fungi, Ascomycota, Eurotiomycetes, Chaetothyriales, Cyphellophoraceae. The transcript has a single exon. Bases 1 to 1167 code for a protein of 388 amino acids. The record is from RefSeq and is a predicted model, not a curated record.